Messenger RNA from Gallus gallus (chicken), 6120 nucleotides. It is a transcript of the gene TNFAIP8L1, whose product is annotated as TNF alpha induced protein 8 like 1. The record is from RefSeq and is a predicted model, not a curated record. The coding region runs from base 4702 to 5262 and encodes 186 amino acids. Gene Ontology annotation, biological process: negative regulation of TOR signaling; regulation of apoptotic process. Lineage: Eukaryota; Metazoa; Chordata; Aves; Galliformes; Phasianidae. The transcript has 2 exons. Gene Ontology annotation, cellular component: cytoplasm.
GGGGGCACCGGGCACGGCGGUAUACGGGGCACCUGUGCAGCGCCGUUGUGUCCGGGCACGAAGAGGCCCCGGGGAAAAUAAACACCCCGUCCCACCGGAGGAGCCCCUGUGGCCCCGGUGCAGGUAAGGGCUGCAAGCGCGGGGCUCACUGCCCCUGUUUUCGGCCCCGCGGCGGGCUGCAUACCGAGAGAUUCUGCCCGAACCGCGGCUCUGUGCUCCCCGGCCGGGAACGGCGGCACCGGCAGCAACUUCCCCUGUCCGGGUGGGAAAAGUGGGCUCUGAGCGCCCGAGGGCUCUGAGCGCGGUCGGGUGGUAGGGGGUUGGAUCUCUGCGCCGGGAGAACGGAACGGCUCCGGGCUGCUCCGAGGCUGUGUGCUGGCACAGUGAGGGAAGUGGGGGGUCCCGGAGGGGUCCAAGGGCACGAGUGUGGGUCUGAGGGCCACGGUGAGGCGCCGUUUGGUGGGACGUGCUGAUGAGGCAGCUGGGUCUUGUGUGGGUCUGUGCCUCUGCUUCCCCUCUGGGUAAAAUGUGGGACAGUGGCAAAGAGGAGAGGGGUUCACUGCUGCUGCUGAAGGAGCGUGCUUUGGACCUCAUCUUCCUGCAAAGUGGGGGUGUUAGGGAUUGUGCAGCCUGGGGGAGCUGAACCAGGGUCUGCAAAGGGGAGAGGUGGCUCCAGGAAGGAUGUGAUAUGCUGUUCCAUGCUGCACAAAGAGGGCCAUGGUGCCCAACAUGGCACCCACUCCAUGGCAGCCCCAACUUGACCACGUGGGGGGAUUGUGGGGCCACAGCUCCCAGGGGCCUAGAGCCCCCCCAGCACCACAGAUGGACCCCUGAGGCUGGGAGGAUCCCGGACUGGUGUGAGAUGCAACUGUCCUGACUGCUUCAGAAUACAACAAGAAGUUUUUAGGGUGCUACAAACAUUGGGUUGUGACCCAAAGCACAGCAUUGCUGGAGGAAGGCUGCAGCAAUGGCCCCAUUACAGGACUGUCUCCAUCAGGAUAAAGUCUAUCUGCAAAACUUCACUUAGCUUUGCCCUUGCUGCAGCCUCCCAGGGGCAGGAAGUGUGCACUGUGCUGUGCAGUCUCGGCACUGCUGCUUCCCCCUCUGCUUUGCACUUCCCCAUCGCUUUCCUGAGCCACUGUCUCCUCCGGGUGAGGGAGAAAGGAAGUUGCCACAGGAGAGAGUGGUCGUUGAAAAUAGAAAGCAAGAUGGAUGCUCCAAAAUAACCCCUUCCUCCUCCUCCCGCUGCUGUUGCUGUGGGCCCCUGGACAUGGUGACACCACCAGGUCCCCAAGCAUGGCAUAGGGGUGCUUUCCCCAAGGGCCCCCUCCAGGUGCCAGAAGCACCCAUGGCCGUGUCCCCAGGGAAGGGAGCACUGUGGGAGCCCUCUCCCCUCCCAUGCCUGAGGCUGGGGCUGGUAGUCAGAGCCCCUCACCCAGCUCCAUGCAUGGACAUGUUGGGGCUGCUGGGCACACUGGGGUUCCCAGGUGCCCGUUCAGGUUUGGGACCAAGUCAGGUGUUUCCCAGCCCUGCAGGCUGCUCGGAGAUGCUGGACUUGUUGCAAAGGAGCCAACUCCUCCAGGUAGUUCCUGGCUUCUGUCCCACUGGGUGGCAAGGGGCACCAGGAUGAGCAGUGCUGGGUGUGUGCAGGGUGCUGCAAUGACUACCUGUGGUCUGGCUCUCUCCAUCCCUCCGGCCUUCUGUGCUGCCUUUGGUCCCUUGGCACCAAGGUGAUUGCACCCUGUGUGCACCACUCUGCUGUGCUGCAGGGAUGGGCAAGACACUUUCUGCUGGGGGGACUUCGGGUUAUAAAAGCUCAAAAACCCCCAAAGGCAUUUUGUCAUCUUAGGUAGUCUCUUCCCUUCUUUUUUGCUACUGCUGAGGAGCUGGGCUUGUGCUCCUGACCCCAGCACAGCCACCAGCAGGAUGGCAUGGGGCUGUGAGCAGUGCUGGAGCAGCUCUGAGCACUGCUGCAUUGCUUCCGCAUGGCCCAGAACUCAACAGUGAGUCCCAGAACAGCAGAGCAGAACCAUGCAGCAACCAAGUGAGGCAGUGCAUAGGGCUCAGGAUUCGUCCCUCCAGUGUUCAUUGUCCCCUGCCUUCACCGUGCUCCAGCUCACCCUUUUGGGUCAUAAGGUUUCCCCCGUGCUGCAAGGUACUUCUCCUCUGGCCUCAUCCUGCUCUGCACACAUGUCCCUGCAGGGCUAUGUGCACCCAUGGCAACACACACAGAGCAGUGACAACCAAAGGUGCCAGCUCCCUUCUGUGCCACCCAGCAUGUGCUGGGAGCGGGGGGGGGGGGAAGCUGAGCACUGUGGGAUCAGGCUCUGGUUACACCCGAGUGGCUCUGGCCCUUCUCCUGUGAUCUGGCGCAGCAGCGAGGUUUAAUUAAUUAAUGUUAGUUGGGCACUUGGUGGUUGGCAGGGGAAAGUGAUAGGGGCAGCAAUGGGGAGCAGAGCAGCAGAGCGGCACAGUGCAUGCAUCUCCCUGAGUGGCAGUGGAGGGGUAUGGCAAACACAACAGGGGGAACCAGGGAGAUGGUGACCCUGAAACGUUGACUUUUAGCAUUGGCCCUAAUAGAAGAUGCUGAUGCUGCCCUUAGGACUGUGUUGGAGGGAAUGGAAGUGUGGUGGAGUGGGCAAGAGCAUGGCUGGGAGGUGGAGGAGCUCCCAGCUCAAGCCUUCCUUUCUGCACGCUUGAUCCACACUGCCCCAUGCAUUAUUGAAGUUUGUUUGCAUUCCUGCAUCAAAUAUUCAUCCCGCUGCCAUGGGAGCUACUGUGGGGCUGCUAGGAGUGCAGUAGGGCCAUGUGGUGAAGUGCUGUGGGCACCUGGUGAUUGGCACCCAAAUGGACACCAGUGUGGGGUGAGUGUGAGGUGUGAGACUGGGACCUCCCUGACCCCAGCAAUGGGGUUUUUGUUUCCUCUGCAGAUGAGACUUUCAUCCCUGUUCACAGAGGGUCUCCUCCUUCCUCCAUCCCACUCCUGCACCUCCUGCUCCUGUAUCUCCAGGUCUCUUUCUGCUCCUGCAGCUGAGCAGCUUUCAGUGUUCAACUGAAGUCCUGAGCUGGAACAGGGACCUGGCAUGUGCCCGGCCUGGCAAGAGCCUGUUGCAGUGCUUUUGGGGUGUGUUGGAGCAUCAUCUUUGCAGCUCCCCCAGGAUGUCCAGGCAUAGAACCCGGUGCAGAUGUUGCAGCCUUCAUCUGAGCCCCAUGGUGUGGCCAUGCCUUCGAGUCCUGCUGGAGUCUGCAGAGCUCCCAGGGAGCUCUGCUUUUCUUGGUUGGGUUCAGAUUCCUGCAAAAUGGGUGGAAAAAAGUCCAAAGAAAUGGCAGUGGCUGUGUGCAAAGCCACCAUUCAUUGUCAGGGCCACACUGCACUGCUCUCUUCCAGAGCAGGGCUCAGUGCACAGCAGUGCUGCUCUUUCAGUGGAAGACCCUGGGUCUCAAGGGCAUUUUCAUUAAAAAGAAGAAGGAAAAAAACAAGCCCAGCGUAGGGCUGCAGACUUGAGCAGCAGGAAGGAAAUCUGGUGGUUUAUUUCAGUCUGCAGACUGCUUGGUGGGGCAAAGCAGACUCUUCCACGCACUGAUAGUGGCGACAGCCCCUCUGCCAACAAUGGGACCAGGGGUCAGCAGGACCGUUCCCAGCAGGAAAAAGCCCUAUUCCAUAACAUUUCCCACUGGGAGCUGAUUGUAUCCUUGGGAUGUGGAAGCUUCCCCCCAGGACCAAUGCAGAAGCAAAGCCCAUAACUGCAGUUGAGUGUUUUGGAGGAGUGGGCGCUUCCUAUUUUUUAAUGGCUCUGUGGGUGGAGUUUGCACUUGCUCAUUGCCUGUGGUUGCCCAACAGAGAGCUCAGGCAUAGGAAUCUCUAUUUAUACAGGCACUGCUCCUGCUCAGCAUCCUGCAGCACUAGAAGCAUUCAGGGCACAAAGCCCAUUUCCAACAGGCGGGCUCAUGGCCUGAGAUUGUGGCUGGGGCCAUGUGGUAAGCGUGGGACAUGGGCUCAGCUCUGGCAGCACCAUGUGUAUGGGGCCAUUGGCACUCAGGGAGUUCUGUGAAAGCAGCCUCUGCACCUUUGUCACUUCUGUCUCAGUCUGAAGCUCAUGCUGGCAAAAAUCAGUGUUUUUGCAUUGAAAGAAAUACCUACAAAGCACCACAUUUUUCCUAAGGGCUGCACGUAGCACUGCAUGUGGCAUCUGACCCCAGCACUGCUUGCUCACUUCAUGUGCUUCAAGCCCCAGUUGUGUGCAGGGGCAGUGAGAUGCCAGGAGCUGGGCUCAUCCCAUGGGGUGAUCAUCACAAGCUUUGAGCAGAAGCCGUUCUCUUCAUAUCCAUUUUUUUCUCACUCUGGCAGUGUCCUUUAGCUUCAAUAUUUCUUUUCCCUCCACGAUGAAGAGGACCAACAGUGAUGUAUUUAUAGAGCAAUCCCUUCCCUGCUCUCCUUUUACCAUUCUGACUGUGCUGCAUGCAGAUAAUUGCAUAAGCAACCUGCAUCUCCCAUCCAUACUCACACUGGAGCAGCUGUCACCACACAGGGCUGCACAUAGCUACAAUGGGUGACUCAGCCCCACCUGUCUCAACCUACAGGAAAUGAGUCAGGUUGUAAGGAGGCAGUAAAGUGGUGGGGCAGGAGCCCUUCCUGCAGUGAACAGUGCAGCGGCUAUCUUGGGAGGUAGAAGAAGGGUGAAGGUCUUGCGGUACUCAGAGAUGGACACCUUCAGCACCAAGAACUUGGCCCUGCAGGCCCAGAAGAAGCUCUUGAGCAAAAUGGCAUCCAAGACAGUGGCCAAUGUCUUCAUUGAUGACACAAGCAGCGAGAUCUUGGAUGAGCUCUACCGAGCCACGAAGGAGUACACUCACAAUCGCAAAGAGGCCCAGAAGAUCAUCAAAAACCUUAUCAAGAUUGUGAUGAAGCUGGGCGUGCUGUACCGCAAUGGGCAGUUCAGUCCUGAGGAGCUGCUGGUGAUGGAGCGCUUCCGCAAGAAGGUGCACACCUUGGCCAUGACAGCGGUGAGCUUCCACCAGAUAGACUUUACGUUUGACCGCAGGGUCAUGUCAAGUGUGCUGACAGAGUGCCGGGACCUCCUGCACCAGGCUGUCAGCAGCCACCUGACGGCCAAGUCACACUCCCGCAUCAACCACGUCUUUAACCACUUUGCAGACUAUGAGUUCCUCUCGGCCCUCUACGGGCCAGCCGAGCCCUACCGCACCCACCUGAAGAGGAUCUGCGAAGGUGUGAACAAGAUGCUGGAGGAGGACAACAUAUGAAGCCAUUGGUGGCAACAUGACUCGGCAUUCUGUGAGCCUGAGGACAGGACAUACGGCCAUUUUGAUGAUGAUGGGGCUUUGUCCUCUUCUCUGUCAUGCUAACUCUCUCUUUUUCUCCUCUUUAUAUAAAAAGACUGAACCUCCUGACUUUGUCCAUCCUGUGCCCAGGAUCUGCAAACCUUGUUCCUGGCUGAGUCCUUUGCAGGUGCUCCAGGGCUGCUGGCUCCCUGGGCUCCUGCUGUACAUUCUUGGUUUACCUUUGCCCAUAAAGUGCUCUUAGCUCCGAGUCCAAGGAACUGGCCACAACUGGAUUCUCCACUUUGAACUUUAUUGUAAUCCUUCUAUAGAAAACAAACCAAGGACUGGCAGUGUGCAACACCAAUCCAAGCAGAUGGGCAGCCGCUUGAUGAGCAGGUAUGAUACCAUUAUCAUGGCUCUAUUUUGGCAAGGUUCCAGCAGCUCCACAACACAGUGGGAGCAAGCCAUGCUCCAGGCUUAUAGUGCCCAUCUUAAGAGGGUACUUCUGUGCCUUGCAGGCUGGAAGGGGUUUUGGCCUCCCUGUCAAGUCACAAGUCCUGGUGAUCAGAAAGAUCCCCAAUUGUAUGGGUGAGCAGUGGUCCCUCAGGGCUGGAAGCACCCUGGUGGCCCCACGUUCUCCUUCAUCCUGGGCUCAGCUGGGAUCCCCCAACAGCCUCCUGUGGACAGUAUCACUGUGAUCACUCGGAUGCCUUCCUUUGUCAUUGUCCCGACUAUUUCACACAUUUGAUGUAUCCUCAAGUGAGUUCUAAUUGUUAUUUUUUACAAAACUCUGUAGCCCUGAUGAGUUAUUUAAAUAAACUCAACUGGUUUGGCUUGGUA